This is a messenger RNA of Scylla paramamosain (green mud crab), 2823 nucleotides long. RefSeq names its product ATP-dependent DNA helicase PIF1-like (gene Pif1). Gene Ontology annotation, biological process: telomere maintenance; DNA repair. The transcript has 12 exons. Lineage: Eukaryota; Metazoa; Arthropoda; Malacostraca; Decapoda; Portunidae. Gene Ontology annotation, molecular function: DNA helicase activity; ATP hydrolysis activity. The coding region runs from base 340 to 2208 and encodes 622 amino acids. The record is from RefSeq and is a predicted model, not a curated record.
UCGCGUCUUUGGGUGGUGUUAGUGCAUCUGUUUCAACUCCCUGUCUGACAGAAUUUUUUUUUUUUUUUCUGUGUGUGUGUAACUACGCCUACACAGUGGCUGCCAAGGCUUACCCAUGAGUUAAACCUUCUUUAGUUGGUAAUGAGGAAGACGUGGGCUCUAGCAGUGGACACCCGAAGGCAGCAGUGGGUGAAAACAAGCAAAAUAAAGAAAAGUUUGGCUGUGAGAAGGUGCUAGACAGCCAGCCAUAGUGACGAGGAGGCAGGAAGGUAUCACCAUCACCACCACAGGGAAGGUGGUGCUGUGGUGUUGUGGUGGUGACAGAGGUAGAAAGGUGUGAUGGAGACACCCAAGAAGGAGCCGCAGGUGAGUGUGCCGCCCCUGCAGUGCACCCUGACCGUGGAGAGGAUGCAUCAGGGCCGGCCACACUCCUCCACACACAGGACCAUCCGCCUCAUCCUAGGCCGCAACAGGUUCAGGGACAUGAUCCUGCGCAUGGAGGGGCCCAAGCACUCCCUGCAAUGGCCGCUGGACAGGUUCCGGCUGCACACUCGUUUCCUAAAGGAGGGCAAGGCCACCAUCAGCCUGCAGGAUGCCCACACCAACCUCAUGAUGUCCAACGCACCGCCCCACCAGCUGCUUGUCUUCCUGAAGGUUCUGGCUGGCAAGAAGGCAGUGGCAGCAGAAGGCUCUGAAGGGGGCGGCAAGGCUCUCACCGCCCGCCAGCGACUCUUGUCCAACCGCCCUGCUGCCUUUGAGGAGAUCAGCCCUCUUACUCUCAAGGAGUAUGAGGGAGCCAAGAAAAGGGAAGGUCGGCUACCUCUUAAGGAACUAAAUGGCCAAAAGCAGCAGCAGCAGCCAGGUGCCUCUCCUCUCUCUAGCAAGCGAAAGAUGCAGGACUCACUAGGCAGGAAGAGCAAAGUGUCUCGUUUCUUCAACCCCACGCUGCUCACAGCUGAACAGAGGAGGGUGGUGCAGGCUGUCAGCUCUGGCCAGAAUGUCUUCUUCACUGGCAGUGCAGGGACAGGCAAGAGUUUCCUGCUGCAGCAUCUAGUUGGGUCACUGCCUCCUGAGUCCACCUUCAUCACCGCCAGCACGGGAGUUGCCGCCAGUCACAUUGGGGGCUGUACUCUCCACGCCUUUGCUGGUGUGGGCACUGGUGAGGGCAGCCUGGAGCAGUGCCUCAGGCUGGCAUCACGCAAGGCAGUGGUCCAACAGUGGAGGCAGUGCCAGCACCUCAUUAUUGAUGAAGUGUCCAUGGUGGAUGGCCUCUUCUUUGAGAAGCUGGAGGCCAUAGCGAGAGCAGUGAGGAAAAACAACAAGCCCUUUGGAGGCAUUCAGCUCAUCCUGUGUGGCGACUUCCUGCAGCUGCCUCCAGUCACCCGGCGAGGAGAGAGGCGGGUUUUCUGUUUCCAGACAUCUGCCUGGGAACGCUGUGUCACCCUUACCUUGGAGCUGACAGAUGUGAAGAGGCAGGAUGACCCAGAGUUCAUUCAAAUUCUGCAGGCUGUGAGGCUUGGCAGGUGCAGUGAAGAGGCGGCGGAGAGGCUGCAGCAGACUGUGGACAAUUGUGUGGAGCGGGACGGCAUUAAAGCGUCUAGGCUGUGCACCCACCGGGAUGAUGUGGAUCACAUCAACACUGCUCACCUCAAUGAACUUUCAGGCAAGGAGAGAGUGUUCGUGUCAGUGGACAGUGAUGUGGAGCAGAAAGGAGUGCUGGAUGCCAACACACCAGUGGGAAGCCACCUGGUGCUCAAGGUGGGCUGCCAGGUGAUGCUGACCAAGAACCUGGAGGUGGGGCGUGGCCUGGUCAAUGGGGCACGUGGGGUGGUCACUGCCUUCACCCACGGCAAUACAGGCAACCCCAUGGUGAGGUUCCUGUGUGGGGUGACGACGGAGAUCAAGUAUGAAAAGUGGAGUGUGAUGAUGACUGCUGGCUACCACGUCACCAGGAAACAACUUCCACUUCAGCUGGCCUGGGCUUUUUCCAUUCACAAGUCCCAGGGAAUGACGCUGGACUGCGCUGAGAUGUCAUUCUCCCGAGUGUUUGAGGCGGGGCAGGUCUAUGUGGCUCUCUCCCGUGCCAGGAACCUUCAGGGCCUCAAGGUGCUGGACUUCAACCCCUCUUGUGUCCGUGCUCACCCUGAUGUUCUCAAGUUUUACCACAAUUUACGGAGAGCACAGCAUGAGUAUUGUCAUGAGGGGUGAUGUCUGUGUGUGUGUGUGUGUGUGUGUGUGUGUGUGUAAGAACACAAGAAAAUAAGGGAUAGUGAGAGAAGCCAUGAGGUCUACACAUGGUAUUGCCUGUUUAGAACCUGCCUGCCUACUUCCAUCUAUCAUCCCCGUCCAUAAAUCUGUGUAAUCUUCUGUGUGUGUAUGUGUGUGUUUUUGUGUCAAUGUGUGUUGAUCAUUGGUUAAAGGCAGUAAGUUGGUGAGAUGAGAAGCGAGGAAUUCAGGAUAACUUUAGAGCUAGUGGUGGUUUUGUGAAAGUUUGUUUUAGUUUAUCAUUCACCUGUUCCUUCCCCUGAUUCUCAUUAAUGAACUUGUGCUAUUUACACAAGCAAGUCAGUAUUGUGUUUGUUGUGUUUUACAUGUCCAACCUUCUCAAACUUUCUGUAAUAAAGAUUGUUUUUAAGGUAGCACUUUGAAGUGUGUUCUGCAUAUUAUCUCGCAUUGUGUUCUGAAUCCUAUUAUGGAUAUUUAAGUUUUAACUGCAUGCCUGUUUUUUUUAUAUUUAUUGAAUAGACUUAUACUUUGAAACUGCAAUGACUGUUAGUUUAAGAAUGUAAGUUUUUUACAAUUAAAUUUUUACGCAAUUAAAAA